Panicum virgatum (switchgrass) is the source of this 725-nucleotide messenger RNA. RefSeq lists its product as uncharacterized. Bases 69 to 560 code for a protein of 163 amino acids. The record is from RefSeq and is a predicted model, not a curated record. NCBI's taxonomy places the organism in Eukaryota, Viridiplantae, Streptophyta, Magnoliopsida, Poales, Poaceae. The transcript has a single exon.
ACCACACUCGCUGCGCCCAAGGCAAAACCAAGCACAGCAGCACGCGCUCUCUGAAAAGGAGACGAAGCAUGGAGAAGGCACUAGGCCUAGCUCUAGUGGUGUCGGCUGCCCUGAUCCUGCGAGCGCACCAGCCGGCGAGCGCCCAGGUGUUCUGCCGGUCGCAGUUCAACCUGGCCAACGAGGCGUGCAGCAUGCGCAACUUCAUCCCGGGCCCCGGCGUGCGGCGCGGGGUGCUGCCGCGGCUGCAGCAGCAGCUCAACGAGACCUCCGUCGAGCAGCAGCACCGGGGCGGCGACGACGAUGACGACACCGACAGCAGCAGCAGCCGGCGGUCGUCGCGGCACCGGCACCAGCACCAGCACCGCCACGGCGAGGAGGUGGGAUGGGAGGACCCCCGCGACACGGCGUGCUGCCGCCGCCUCAUGGGCCUCGACAACUCGUGCGUCUGCCAGGCCACCGCGCGGCUCCCGGCCUUCAUGAACUCCGUCAGGCACGCCAUCACGCUCACGCCCAUCGAUGGCUGCGAGAUCUCCUUCGAGUGCCCCGGCCCGCUCUUCUAGCCGCCGGAUCGUCGCCCCCGCCGCCGCCGUCUUCUCAUGGAUGGUGAAUAACUUGUGAUUUAAUUGGUAGUGAGUAAUUGUGUUUACCAAACAUAUGUAUCAAAGCUACUGUGAAUUCGAUCAUAAAGCCCGGCGGGCCCAGAAUAAAGGUUAUUUCCGAGACUA